GAAGUUGAUUUUCGCCCCCCGCCCAGGGGCCAGAUAGGGUCUCCGCUGACUCAGUUUGGUUCCGGCUGCUGUCAGAUUCCGUCGUUGGGCCUGAGGGCUUGUUGGCCCUGGGGUGGGCUCGCCCCGGUACCGGCCUCACUCUUGUAGCAGCCUUGGGGAAACGGAGCGAAUUCCUGGUCUCCUAGCAACCAGGGACCGGCUGUGGACUGAAGGAGCUGCGGCGCCACAGUGCAAAUCGCUCAGGCGCUAGCCGGAACCCUUGAGCCCGGCCAAAACGGGAGCCUAAACUCUGCGCUUGGAAGAAUAAGCAGGAAAUGGCGGACGAGGCGUUGUUUUUGCUUCUACAUAACGAGAUGGUUUCUGGAGUGUACAAGUCUGCGGAGCAGGGGGAGGUGGAAAAUGGACGCUGUAUUACUAAGCUGGAAAACAUGGGGUUUCGAGUGGGACAAGGAUUGAUAGAAAGGUUUACAAAAGAUACUGCCAGGUUCAAGGAUGAAUUAGAUAUCAUGAAGUUCAUUUGUAAAGAUUUUUGGACUACAGUCUUCAAGAAACAAAUUGACAAUCUAAGGACAAAUCAUCAGGGCAUCUAUGUACUUCAGGACAACAAAUUUCGUCUGCUUACUCAGAUGUCUGCAGGAAAACAGUAUUUAGAACAUGCAUCUAAGUAUUUGGCAUUUACCUGUGGCUUAAUCAGAGGUGGCUUAUCAAACUUGGGGAUAAAAAGUAUUGUAACGGCUGAAGUGUCUUCAAUGCCUGCCUGUAAAUUUCAGGUGAUGAUACAGAAGCUCUAAAACAUACUGAAAUGCAAGGCAAGCCUUCAACAGUGUAAAGAGAUAAAUUAUUCGUGUAUGAAGUAUUUCAAGUAGCAAUGAUUUAAUUACAUUGUUGGACAUUUGUAUUGAUAUAAGCUAUUUGCUAAUUUAUGUAAUGAAAGAUGCACUCUUAACCAGGAGUAAGAUUGUAUUUUAUUAAUUUAACACAGACCAAGUUAAAGCAGAUAAAGACACAUUCUACCAUAACAUAGAUUUUACUAAAACUAUUCAGAAUGAAAACCUGAUUUCAAACAACUAAACCCCAAGAUUUAGAACCCUUAUUUUAAACAUUCAUAUUUGCUCAGACUGGUAUGUAUUUAACCACAGAUAGAAAAGCACAACUCAGGGUUUGAUAAAUUAGCAUUAAGAAAGGUAUGCAUCAGGGGUGUUUGGUUGGCUCAGUUGGCUAAGUGUCUGACUUUGGCUCAGGUCAUGAUCUCGUGGUUCAUGAGUUUAAGCCCUGCGUUGGGCUCUGUGCUCACAGCUCGGAGCCUGGAGCCUGCUUCAGCUUCUGUGUCUCCCUCUCUCUCUGCCCCUCCCCCACUAGCACAUGCGCACAUGCUCUCUUUCUCUCUCUCAAAAAUAUAAAUAAAACAUUAUGAACUUUUUUUUAAUUUAAAAAAGUAUGUAUUAGUCAGAAUCAUUUCUGUAAAAAUGAGCAAAUUUCAGUUUUGCUUUAUGAAUUUCUUUUAGUUAUUUAAGAAAAGCAAACAAUACACUAAACAUUUUUUAUUUUAUUAUAAUUUAUUUCUUUUAAGAAUUUUUAUGCCUAUGAAAAUUUUAUAUACAUUGUGUAUUAUGUGUGUGAUACAUAUAUAUACUAUAUCUAACCGCCUAAAUUGCAAAAAAUUCAUUUUACUUUAACAGAAUUUAGUCCUUAAUUUUACUUUAAUAGAAUUCAGUCCUUGAGAACUCCAUUAAUGUAAUUAAAGUGUAAUAUAGAUUAGUUUAAAUGUGAAUUCAGUGACUCCAGGGCCAAAGACUAUUAGGCAUUUUAGGAAGGAAUUUUAUACUUACUCCUGUUACAGUUUUGACUUUCACCUUUUUUCCCCAUGUGUGGAAGGACUGGUGAAGGUUCUAACAUCCUUAUUUUUAUUCCCUAAUUACUAUUUCCCAAGAGCAGAGGGGUGGAUAAUUGGCUUAGUCACACCAACAUUUAUUGGACAAUGUCUAUUCAGUGGGUUGGGUCAGUGCUCAUCUAGUGUGUCUAUCAUCUCCUCUUCCAUCUGAUAACCAAGAGAAGACAAGCGUGAAGAUGAAAGUCAUCACAUUGAGGAUAGCAGGAUGCAUCAAUAGCAAGCACCUUUAUUGUGCUUCUGAAUUAACCAAUCCUGGAACUGCUUUACCUUUGGACUUUUUGUUACAUGGGAUAAUAAAUUCCUUAUAUUGUUCAAUCCA
Molecule: messenger RNA, 2210 nt
Organism: Neofelis nebulosa (Clouded leopard)
Lineage: Eukaryota; Metazoa; Chordata; Mammalia; Carnivora; Felidae
Gene: TRAPPC6B
Product: trafficking protein particle complex subunit 6B
Exons: 6
Coding region: 315-791 (158 amino acids)
Biological process (GO): regulation of GTPase activity; endoplasmic reticulum to Golgi vesicle-mediated transport
Cellular component (GO): trans-Golgi network; TRAPP complex; cis-Golgi network
Source: RefSeq, a predicted model, not a curated record